Aspergillus clavatus NRRL 1 is the source of this 495-nucleotide messenger RNA. RefSeq names its product putative integral membrane protein. The transcript has a single exon. The record is from RefSeq and is a predicted model, not a curated record. Lineage: Eukaryota; Fungi; Ascomycota; Eurotiomycetes; Eurotiales; Aspergillaceae. Bases 1 to 495 code for a protein of 164 amino acids.
AUGGCCUCCGGACUCAUUUUCGAUCCCCUUCGCCUGCUGGCGGUUGCCCCCUUGGCCACCAGCACUGGCAGUCUCGUCCACGCCCUUGUCGAACUCUUCUCCAACUCUGCCUUUGUCCAGCCAUCCGUCCGGAAAUCCUCCGACGCCGUUCUGCCCAAGUGGUACGCCUACGUCUUCAACCGCCAGAUCGUCUCCGUCCUCGCUCUCAAUUUGACCACCAUCUCGACUGGGCUAUCAAAUAUCCUCCUAAGCCGAUCGAAGCGUAUUCUUCCAGUCUCGCGGACGACGUUCUACUGGGCCGGUGUUGCCGGAGCUGUCACGCAUCUUGUUUUCGCCCCGCUAGUGGCGCCGCGGAUCCAGCGCAUGGUCGAGAAUACCAAUGAGAAUGGGGCGACGGUCGAGAUGGACGAGUGGCUGGGCUACCAUCGCAUCAGAAUGUUGGUUGCUGAUCUGCCCGCUUGGUUGGCCUUUGCAGCAGCUGUAAUGGUGGUUUAA